Molecule: messenger RNA, 566 nt
Organism: Jaminaea rosea
Lineage: Eukaryota; Fungi; Basidiomycota; Exobasidiomycetes; Microstromatales
Exons: 1
Coding region: 165-458 (97 amino acids)
Source: RefSeq, a predicted model, not a curated record
GAGCAACGACCACUUGCAACACUCUCCCCAGGUGCUUCAUACUCCACUCGUGCUCUUCGUUUGAUGGCACUACUGGCCAAGUGCUUCGUCCUUUGUCUGCAUUCGCUUGCUUGGUGAUCAGUUUCCUCCUUCGUGGGUCGCUCAGACCACUCGCUCAUCAGUCGAUGACGGCAUGGGGAAGAAGAAGCAGACAACGACGAGCGAGGGCGGCUUCCAUGGCUCCGCUACUGCUGUGGCGCUCGUCGUUGUUCGUCUGCGGGGUUGUGUGCCCGCUCACCCAGACCUCAAGCCCCGUACCCUGCGUCCAUUUGCUCGCACUGUUCGCGAUCGCCGCAAGCUGUGAUAGAUUACGGCACGCCUUGAACCGGGUACGAGGGCAUGUCAGCGCAUCGCGACACGGGACCUUCAAGCGCGCUACGCAAGCAAGCACACUUUCAGACGCUUCGCAGCGGGGUUAAAUCACGAACAACGAUCAUGAUGCGAAGCGAAGGAGCAGAGGAUGCUCGCGGCGGCGGCUGAGAGCAACCGGCGGGCGGCUCAUGAAUCUGCUCAAGACUCGAGGGCAA